This is a messenger RNA of Angiostrongylus costaricensis, 141 nucleotides long. The record is from the annotation of a GenBank genome assembly. NCBI's taxonomy places the organism in Eukaryota, Metazoa, Nematoda, Chromadorea, Rhabditida, Metastrongylidae.
AUGCGGGUGUCGAACACAUUGUCGCUCGAAUGGCCCAGCCGUUUGCGGCUCGGACCACAUUUCGUAUGCCUCCACCUGUCAUCUUCUUGUCAGGGCUUGCUUGUUGGCGAAGAAAGGCAUCGUACUACGUCUAGUGGCUAA